UACGCAGCCCUAUUUUAUGAGGGAAAAUGUAUCGUCUCGGCCAGCAGUUUAUCGCCAAGAUCAUCUUCAAUUCCUUUUUAUCCGCUGUGCCACGGGAAUAUUUUCAUUUUACGAGACAAUACAAUAAAAGCUGGUCGUGUAUUGGCUGAUUUUGGAUAAAAUUAUUUACUUAUAAGCACGAAAAAUGCCAAGGACUAAGAAGAAGAAUGGCAGGGGAGGGCAGCAUGGAAAUGUGCAGCCUUUCAGUGAUGAGGAUGCCUCCAUUGAGACCCUCAGUCAUUGCAGCAGCUUCAGUGACACCACCAGUGUAGCAGAUGAAGGUGGAGAGGCCAGUGAGGACACAGCCCAGGAGGAUUUCCAGUACAAGCUGAAGGGGUUCAUAGACAGCACAGUGGAUAAGAGUGCUAAGACCAGACGGGCACUGGAUGGGCUUAAGACUGCAAUGGCCACACGGAUCCUGUAUGAGUUCAUCUCAGAGAGAAGGAUGACCAUCACAGACAGCAUCGAACGCUGCCUCAAGAAAGGCAAAGGCGAGGAGCAGCGAGCAGCAGCUUCUUUAGCAUGCCUGCUGUGUAUCCAGCUGGGCUCGGGCAUCGAGAGCGAGGAAGUGUUCAAGACCCUGAAACCAAUAUUCAAAAACAUCCUGGCCGAUGGGUCAGCCAACAUACAAGCCAGACAGGCUGUGGCGACAAGUCUGGGCCUCUGUACUUUAGUUGCAGAAGAUGACAUUUUGGACGUGCAUGCUACCAUGGAGUGCUUUGAGAACCUGUUCACCCGGUCCUAUGCUAGGGUGGACGGUACGUGUUCUUUGAUCAGUCCCCAGACAAGCCAGCUCCACACCAAUGCGCUCCUGUCCUGGGCACUGCUGCUCACCAUCUGCACUGCCAACCAGCUCAAAGACAUCCUGCGCAAACACCUGCCUAAACUGCCACGAUUGCUGGAAAGUGAGGAUGUCAACAUGAGAAUUGCGGCAGGGGAGACCAUUGCCCUGCUCUUUGAGCUGGCCAGAGACAUGGAUUCUGACUUUGAGUUUGAUGACUGGGAAGAACUGUGUGAUAAACUGAACAUGUUGGCCACAGACUGUAACAAACACAGAGCCAAGACGGACAAGAGGAAGCAGCGCUCUGUGUUCAGGGACGUACUCAAGGCUGUUGAGGAGGGUGACUUCCAGUCUGAGACCAUUCGCUUUGGGACUGAGCGCAUGACCAUUGAUAGCUGGGUCAGAAAAAGGACAUAUGAUGCCUUCAGAGAGUUUGUGGGCUCUGGGAUGAACUACCAUCUACAGGGUAAUGAAUUCAUCAGAGACGUUUUUGAACUGGGACCACCAAUGUUGGUUGAUUCAGCUACGAUGAAGGCCAUGAAAAUCUCUCGCUUUGAAAGGCAUCUCCACAAUUCAGCUGCAUUCAAGGCUCGGACCAAGGCUAGAAGCAAGUUCAGGGACAAGAGGGUGGAUGUGGGUGAAUUUUAACUUUCUUUUUUUUUUUUUUUUUCACACGUGUGUGUUUUUUUUUUGACUUGAAUAACCUAUUUAUCAGGCUUCCCUGCUUUUUAGAUGAAUUGUCAUGACUGUUCACGUGAUCCUCCCCCUGAAAUCUCGUAUCAAACACUCAUCUUCUGUAGACUUGAAAGGUGGCUUUAACACGGAUGUAGGCGAGUGUCUAAAUAGUCCAAAAAUAGAUUUUGGUUUAGAGUAUAACUUUAAUGUAUCCACACAUUAACAGUGGUGUUGUACAUGUAUAGUGUAUAUUUGUUCUCUCUUCCAUGUUUAAAUUCUUUAUGUGGCCUUUUUGAAAAUAUGUAGUAAGUUAUAUAAUUUAGCCAGCAUAUGUCUUUGCACCAUGUAAUCCUAUUUAGUUAACAGCAGUGUCAAGACACAUGUUGUGACUACCCCUCACCCAUUUUGAUGGAUUUGUAUUAAGUUGCACUACCUUGUUAACCCUCAGCAGGUUAUUUCUGCAGAACCUCGGUGAAUAUUGUCUCUUUUUAGUAUUGGGUAUGUAAUCAAAAGGGCAAGGAUGGUGAAAUAAACACUGAAACUGUGACGCUUA
This is a messenger RNA of Micropterus salmoides (largemouth bass), 2048 nucleotides long. It is a transcript of the gene ifrd1, whose product is annotated as interferon-related developmental regulator 1. Gene Ontology annotation, cellular component: nucleus. The record is from RefSeq and is a predicted model, not a curated record. Lineage: Eukaryota; Metazoa; Chordata; Actinopteri; Centrarchiformes; Centrarchidae.